Messenger RNA from Rotaria sp. Silwood1, 2412 nucleotides. The record is from the annotation of a GenBank genome assembly. NCBI's taxonomy places the organism in Eukaryota, Metazoa, Rotifera, Eurotatoria, Philodinida, Philodinidae.
AUGGCUGAUAUACUUUCACUUGAACAGUUAGUUCAUCUUUCCUUAGGUGAUCCUGAGGCAGGUGCUGUAAAUUUCAAUGUUUUAAAAACUCUUCUUUUACAAAUGCUUAAAGCAAUGAAUUUAUUUAAUUAUAAACCAACUAUGUCUGAUCAUGAUGAACGUACAAUUAAAGAAGCUUUAUUAGCAUCAUCAUCAACAACAACAAAACCAACAAAACUUCAUAUUAAAUUUGAUCAUGAUGAAUCAAUAAGUCCAGUUGAUGAAAGUGAUGAUUUAAAUAAUGAAGUUAAAAAAAAAUUACGACGAAAAACUCGUGAUCGAAGUUCAGAUCGUCUUAAUGCAUUAGAAGAAAAAGUAACUCGUUUUGAAUCCCAAUUAAAUGCUCUUAAUCAAAUACCAUCAAAUUCUGAAUUAAUUGAUCGAGCUAAACAAAUAUCAAGAAAUAAAAUUGAUGAUACUAAUUCUUUAAAAACAACAAGUCAUCAUGGACCUAUACUUGAAAUUUGGCAAUAUACACAAAUGGAAAAACGUCUUGAAUCAGCUGAAAAUGGCAUAACACGACUUGCUUCAUUACUUCAAGAUCUUAUAUCGGAUAUGAAUGAUUUAAAAGAAUCUCAUGAAACAAUAAAACAAACAACAGAUGAACUUAAAAAACAACAAGAUGAUUUAAAAAAAAUUAUUGAUACAUUAAAUAAUGAAAAAAAUGAUUGGGCUAGAAAAUCUGAUAUUGAAAAUUUAGAUGAAAAAAUUCGUAAUUUACAAAAUUUACUUACAUCAUUACGAGAUCGUCUUGAUGAAUUAUCAAAAACAAAUAAUAAUCUUGUAUCCAUGCCUGAUUUAACAGGUUUUGUUACAUGGGAUCGGUUAGAAGAUGCACUUAAAGGUAUUCGAGAAUCACUAGAAAGGUCUUCAAACGAUGCAGCAGCUGCCUUGGCUUCAGCACGAGACAAUCGACGUCCGAUACAAGUUGUUGAGCGUCAAAGUCAAACAUCAGCUAAGCGAAAGGAUACAUCGGGAGGAGGACGACAAUCACCAUCCAGUGAAAGUAUUAGUGUACCAUCAGAUAAUCUUGCAGAACUUUUAGAACAAUUAGGAACAUUAAAUCAUCGACAUGAACAAUUAAAAGCUUUAGUUGAAGCACUUGAACGUAAAAAACUUAAUCGUGAUGAGUUUGAUACAUUUAAAAAUCAAUUUAACAAUUUAUUUGAUCGUCUUGCUGCACUUGAACGUGAUUUUGAUGAUAUUUCAUCAAAACGAACAGCUCAGACGUCUAGUCCUCUACCUGUUCGAGAAGUAAUCAGAGAAGUUCCUUCACAGCAUCGUGCAGAUUAUUCCGGUGAUAUAUCAGAUUUUCGAACAGCAUUACAACGAUUACGUGAAGAUCUUGAUCGACUUAAACAACUUGUUCAAGAUGUAAUAAAUAAAGGAAAUUUAUCUGCUCAAGAAAUUGAUGCAUUGAAAAAAUUAAUUGAACAAUUAGAUCAAACAAAAGCUGAUAAAACUACUGUUAAUAAUGAACUUGAUAAAAAAGCUGAUAAACGAGAUGUUGAUAGUCGUGUUUUGAAAAAAGAUUUCAAUUCUGCUUGUAAUGAAUUAUCACAAAAUUUAAAUGAUUAUAUGCAAAAAUUUAAUGUUCAUGAUGAUACACAACGACAAGAUUUAGAAAAAAUCAAUCAUGAUAUUGAUGGAAAACUCGAUCGAACAGAACUUGAUGCUUUACGUGAUUAUAUAGAUAAACAAUUGAAAAAAUUAAAGAAAUUGGCGAAAGAGCAGCAGACUCAACCACAUGUACAUGUUAUGUCCGAAGAUGAGGCAGCCGGUUUACGAAAACAACUCAUUCGUUUUCAUUGCAUCAGUUGUGAUCGUCCUAUCGAUGUUCAACCGCACCCACAGCAACCCAGUCUUCCCGCAAAUCAGGGUAUGCGUCCCAUCCAGUCACCCCGACCAUACACAACUUACGAACUGGACCAAAUUCGCCAAUUUCAAAAGAGUCAGCAGUUUAGUAAUGAUUUUAGCGGCGGUGUAGCAGAUGUAUAUGCAACUGUUCGACAGUGUGGUGGUUCACACACAAUGACACUACCAUUUAAACGACAAAUAAAAAUACAACCUACAGUACCGGAAGAUACACUACUUUCGAGAAGUGAAGUUGAUAUAAAAGGACAUGAUGGUGUUAUUUACAAAGGUAGAAUUGAUGUGAGUAAUUUACCAACUGUCGAUAUGCAGAAAAAAAAUUCGGUUGUUUUACUUGCUCCUCCACCGCCGCAAAGAACACGAUCGGAUUCACAUCCGAAGUCUGCUCCUCAUCAGAUUCAUAGUGGAUCAUUUGUUAAUAACGAUCAAGAAGCAAAUGGUAUAUCACCGAUUAUUCCUAAUCUUGAACCAGCUUUACCUCGAGAAGAAAAUUUCACUUGA